Messenger RNA from Oreochromis aureus, 10697 nucleotides. RefSeq names its product pleckstrin and Sec7 domain containing a (gene psda). Gene Ontology annotation, biological process: regulation of ARF protein signal transduction. Gene Ontology annotation, molecular function: protein binding; guanyl-nucleotide exchange factor activity; phospholipid binding. The transcript is spliced from 21 exons. The coding region runs from base 1879 to 7026 and encodes 1715 amino acids. The record is from RefSeq and is a predicted model, not a curated record. NCBI's taxonomy places the organism in Eukaryota, Metazoa, Chordata, Actinopteri, Cichliformes, Cichlidae.
GUGUGGGACCUGACAGCUGACGAGGCACUAAUGAGUCCACGAGACGAUGAAGGGGCUUAAAGCAGUCUGGUACAGCAGCGUGUCGUCAGCAUAGCAGCGAAUAUCCUGUUUAUCCUGGUCAGCAGCAGUCUAAGCACAGAUGGCCUGCACGUGGCAGCCUGGUCAGAUGAACCACCUCAGCUGGGUCCUUCAGACGUGGAGGACUGAGCUGCUUAUCCUGUCUCCACGCAUCAGAGGAAGCUCAUUUCUGACACUUACACCCGUCUUUCUGUGACUACCCAAAGCCUGUGGUUAUAGAUGACUGUAGGAACGUGGUUCAACGAGUAGCCGGACAGCUUCGGCUUCACUCUCAGGUCAUGGCUGUACGAGUCUGUCUGCUCAACUGUUCCCUCACCCACGAGCAGAACCCAGAGAUGCUCCCAAAUAGGCAGCUGAGGACUCGGAGGUUCUCAUUCUCAUUACAGCUGCUUCGCAUUGAGCUGCAAAACACCACAGAACAAGGCAGGACCAGAUCCUCAGACCACCCAGCCAGAAACCAUCCUGCACCUUUGUUUUAAGAAUGUGGAGCAAUAAUAAACAAGUUCCUCUGAAAGCGAGCUCUUGGAGGACGCCGUGUUUUACAGGAGAAAACGAUUACACUGCUGUCGGUCUAAGCGGAGGCAGAGACGAUGCUCAGGUCUGCAAGAACGAGCACUGAACACAGACUGAGCUCGCUGCUAUCAGACAACAGGAGGAGCAGACUGAACCUUUAAAACAUCACUGUAGUCUGUCCUGCUGUGCUUAAGUGCACGCAAAAGUAAAUAAUACUGCAAAAACUCAUGUUUAACGUAAAUAUAAUUUCAGCUGUUACAAAAGGCGUCUGCAGCUCAAGAAGGUUUCAGGAAACGGCAGAUUUAAAAAACAGAAUGAUAACAGAAAAAAAACAAGUGUAUAUUUUUGUGAGUUUUGGAUGUUCUUCAUCCUGAAACUGGAUCCAGAGUGGAGCUGACCAGGACUCCCAGCAGCUGCAACACAGCUAUCUCCGUGAGUAACGCCCUCGCCUCGUCUCUGGAGGGGGUUGGCGGAAGUGAAAGACAUGUUCCAGCUCCGCCUCCAAAGAACAGCUCAAACAGGCCACGAAUGUAUAAAUUUACGAGCUUCAUGUGUUUAUGUGCUGAGAGCACGGCACAGGGAGACGCACACCGCGCGCCACGCGGUCACUGAGCUGAAGAAGAGUGCCCCCUGUGGAGCAGGUGCAGUUUUCCCCUGCAGGUGUACGCUGAUGUAAUGCAGAGAGUGAUGAGGUCACAGGCUGUGGGCCGGUCCCGCUGCAGUGACGCGUGACAUCACAGUUUAAUCAGCCUGUAAUUCUGCACAUUAUCCCGAUACUGGACACCCCCCGCUCCCCCCACCUUUCCUAAGCUGCCAUCUGUCACAGCUGCCCGUCAUUGGCUGUGAAGGAGCCGGGUCUGCAGAUGGCGGAGCGUCCAAUUGGCUGGCAGGCUGUCUGGAGGGAGGAGGGGUAGUCGGGGAUGUCAGCUGAUUGCUAGAGAUCGGAAGUAGAGGUGGAGGAAGAAGAGGAAGAGGAGGAGCUGAGCGCAGUCUGUAAAUCCACGAUGAGCCGGCGCUGCUGCAGACAACAAGUGUUCAGAGAGGAAGAGGAGGCCGAAGGAGGAUAAAACCAGCUGUAGCACGCAGAGAGGCGGGUUUCCACGGCAACUGCCGCAGCGAGGACACACAGGUCAAAGAGAAGAUGUGCAGCUGGAGGAUGGAACUGGUACCCCAGUCCUGCCCCUCACCAAAGACUAGAUGAAUUCUAUGCUGGGCACCAACAAGUCUAAGGACCCUUUGGACUUUUAGCACAGGUCCACAGCAGGGAACACUAAAGGAAGGGCAGACAUGUCCCAGGCUGGUAAGGUCCUCCACCUGUACGUCGAGGUGAGGUCUGUUGCUGAGGAGGAAGGUAAGGUGCCGGUCCGAGGAGAUGAUGGUUGCAGUCAUCUGAUGCUUCAAUGUCCAGAUGUUCUCCCUCACUCUCAGAGGAGCUCUGCCUACUCCAGCCGUAACCCCAGUCCGGAUCUCUCUCCGAUACAGCACCACAUGGGGGGCGAGAACCACAGCUUGCCUCUCUCAAAGACCUCCUCCAGGCAGUCGGUCAACUUCCAGUUCCAGAACUCUCCCUCUGCAGGGUCGAACACACAGCUUCACCAAAAAGAUGCACUGCAUGACAGUUUUGGGCAGUUACUUGAAGUCCUUACACCGGGAAUGACCGCUCCACGCCACCACGGCUCACUUGGACACGUCAGUUCCUCAGACACGGAUCCGUACCAGAGGAGGGUGUUUAUCUCGCCAUCAUCAACAUCCUCUGGGAGGCUGACUGUGCCCUCCACACCAGUCAGCGGUCGCAGGCACUGCGAGGUCCCAGGGGUGGAGGGCGAUGAGGGGAGGAAAUCUGUGGUGUCGUUUAGCUACAUAGAGAAAGCAAACGUUCACAACACGGCCGCCCGCCGAAAUUCUCUGUCCCAAAAUGAGCCGGACAGUCCUUUCAAGGAAAUGGGAAGCGGGAAGGUGCUGCCCGCUCACCUUCGGAAGAGGCUCAGCGAUCCAAUGUCAUACAACGGUCACCUGUCACAGAGCCACGCCUGCCCAGCUCAGAGUCCAGCCCCGCGGGGCUCACCUUACCUGCAGAGAGCUGACCUGGACUCAGUGGCCAGAGGUGCCACCUACAGGGCCCCUGAGGAGUUUGGAUCUCCAGAGCUUAAGCGCAGAUUUGGAGGUCACCGAUUUGAGAACAGCAGCCCCUCCCUGCCUCGGCAUUAUCAGCCUUCUCGCUGCCGGUCCUGGGGGGGCUCACCUGACCUGCCCCGCAGCACCCUCACCCUGCCAUGGAAGACCCAGCUCAUGGAACUGGACAGGACCCUCUCCCGUAGUCCAGUGAACGGAUUACCCAGAAGUCCCGCCUCCAACCAUCUGUGUGCCCACACUAGCUACUGGUCUUACUCUGCAGAUCCAGCCACUAAACUGCACUCCAAUGGCCCGACACCGAGCAAACCCAGGCCGUGGAUGGGAGACGAGAGCCCCAGACAGUCGAGUAAAUUUCACCCACCGUUACCUGCAGGGAGACCCACAGACAUCCAGCAUGAGGUUCAAACUAGCGUAUUACCUGCCAGCACUUCCUGCACACCUGGGACCACUCCUCACUGUGCUAAUAACACCUAUAAUGUUAACACUACCAACACCAGCCAAAAAGCCACAGACGGGCUAGGCAGCAGCUCAAGCAAUAAACUGAAUUUAACCAGCAGGAGUCCCUACAGGUUGUCCCGCUGCAGCAGCAGAGCGAGUGAUGCAGCCAGCGAUGUCAGCGGCAGGAGGAGUGCCUCCCCAUCCUCAAACCUCGAUGUGGCUUCCAAGUUAGCUCUGGAGGCCAGCAGACUUUCCAGCAUUUUUGCAGAGAGACGAACUCCGUCUCCGACUCCUCCUGAGUCUUUCCGGCCCGAGAGUCCCAAGACUGCACGGCCAUCCCUGAAAGAAUCACAACCGUACGCCACCCUUUAUGGACGGAGCUCCCCUGAGACUUUACAGGUGGAUGCCUGGAACCACAGUCAAAAAAAUGACAAGGCAGUACCUCACACUAAACCAGGACGAAUUUCCCCUGUCUCGUCACAGAAAGGCCUCUCCUCACCAGCAUCUCCAGCCAUGCCUGCUAGAUUGUACUGUGCAGCUGCCUCUCAGUCACCUGAACUGGACCCACGGCAGAAACGGAACGCAUCAUCGAGUAAGGACACGUCCUCCCUGCACCGCUACCAGCCGCCACAGUACACCGGAGACCGCAGGUCACCCGGCAUGGAGCGCAGGCAGUACGAUCACCUGUCUGAGAGAUCACCCAGAGACAGCCCUGAAAUCACCAGGAAACCUCUCUCCAGACCGAACGUGGAAGCUUUGCCUGUGAGCUGGACCUCCAGGCAGCAGGAGUGGAUGGAGGACAGGAGCGAACUCAAAGAAAACUACAGUCAGGCACCUCCCAGAGUUUACGUUUCACACAAAGACGAGAGUCGUGAAAAGGAUGGAGGCGAAAAAGGGGUGAAGACAUCGGGGCAGGAGCAGCAGAGGCUGGGUGUGGGCAUGACCAAGGAUCAGACAGAGGAGGUCCAGGACCACAGCGGCGGUGCCGGGCCGUCCUCUCAGAGCUCCAGUGGAGUGACGGGGAGCCUGAGGGACAGUCUGUCCCCGGAGACCUCGAGCCAGUCGAGCCACGAUACAGCAGACGGUGGCUCGGGGAUGCAGUCAGACGUCGGAUCAGCGACAGCUCUGUCCUCCAGGUCGCAGAAGAUCGCCCAGGCCAAGUGGGAGUUCCUGUUCGGAAGCCAGAAGAGCUGCUGCAGUAAAGACGCUCCGUCCACGACGCCUCCAACCAGCAGCUCGCCCAGUCCAACCCCACCCUCUUCCCUCCAUCUAAAACCAGGCAAUCAGAGGAGGGGGCGGGAAACCGAGGGACAAAAGCUGUCUCAUCACGAGGUGCGGCAGAUCGAGGUGGAACUGGUGACCACCGACCCUCGAGGCUCCACCCCCAAGACUGGCAUCAUCCGGCGAACCCUCAAAUACUCGGAGACGGACCUGGACGCCGUGCCUCUGCGCUGCUACCGUGAGACCGACCUGGACGAGGUAAUGCGGGCGGAGGCAGCCGAGGAGGCGGACUCGGCCUUCGGAAGUAACCGCAGUGUCCUCGGAAACUCCAACUUCAACCCCGCCGACCCCUCCCCAAAACCUCACCCAGGUGGAAGGAAGGAGGUUGAUGGGGAGGAGGAGGAGGAAGACGAGGAAGAUGAGGAAGAAGGAGGAGUGGUGAGCUGGGCCAGCGUCAGGAUGCAGGGAGACCAACAGAGACAGAGAGCCAUGAAGGAGGAGGAGGUGCUCAGCCUGCUGCUGAAGGGGUCGCCGGAGUCCUCCGACACCCACGGCGGCCUCAAGUCUCCGAUCUCCAUCGGCAGCCCCCGCCGACCCUCCGACAGCAACCUGGACUCCUUCAGCCGCCACUUCGAGAGCAUCAUGGAGUCCCACCGAGCCAAGGGCACGUCAUACAGCAGCCUGGACAGCGUGGACCUGCUGACCUCGGGAUCCACAUCCGUGUUCACCUUCGACCUGCCCACCCUCACGCCGGAGAUCCAGAGUCAGAUCUGUGAGAGCGCCAAGCAGAUUAUCGAGCUCAGCUUCGCCCCGCUGGCCCGUCCGGACCCGUCCGCCGCCUCUGAAACGUCUCGCUCCGAACUUGCCCUCAGCGCCUCGGGGGCGGGGCUCCGAGGAGGCUCCAAGGAUGACGGCGGCCCUCCGGUCAGGUCCAAGUCGGAGAGAGACUCGUGGCGUCGCUCCAUCCUCAAAGACGGCUUCAGGAAGGCGAGCUCGACGCCAGCACUCCACAGCAGCAUCAGGGAGCGUCCCUUGAAUCGACCGCCAGAGCUGCUCUACCCGCAGGCCGAUGUGGCGGAGCGCCUGGCGCUCGGCGGCAGCGACGACGCACUGGCCAACGGCAUGAAGCCCGACCUGCAGGCGGCUAAACGUCUCGCCAAACGCCUCUACAACCUGGAGGGCUUCAGGAAGUCUGACGUCGCUCGCCAGCUCGGCAAGAAUAACGAGUUCAGUCAGAUGGUGGCGGAGGAAUAUCUCACCAACUUUGACUUCACGGGUCUGACCAUCGACCAGGCGCUCAGGACGUUUCUGAGGCAGUUUGCUCUGAUGGGGGAAACUCAGGAGAGAGAGAGAGUCCUCGCUCAUUUCUCCAGGAGGUACAGACAGUGCAACUCAGAGAGCCUGACCAGCGAAGACAGCGUCCACACUCUGACCUGUGCCAUCAUGCUGCUGAACACGGACCUGCAUGGAAACAACGUGGGCAAGAGGAUGUCCUGCAGCCAGUUCAUCUCCAACCUGGAAGGACUCAACAACGGAAAAGAUUUUCCCAAAGAUCUGCUCAAGACGCUGUACAGCUCCAUCAAGAACGAGAAGCUGCAGUGGACCAUUGAUGAAGAGGAGUUGAGGAAAUCCAUGUCGGAGCUGGCGGACGUUCGAACAGACUCCGCCUCCCACACCAUGAAACGGCUUGGGAGUAGCGGAAACCCGCUGGUGGGCGUGGCCCAUCAGGCCGAUGGUGAGCUGUACAAGAGCGGCUUCCUGGUGCGCAAAGUCCACGCCGACCCCGACGGGAAGAGAACGCCGCGGGGGAAGCGCGGGUGGAAGUCCUUCUACGCCAUGCUGAAGGGUAUGGUCCUCUACCUGCAGAAGGACGAGUACCGAGCUGAGAAGGAGCUGACGGAGGAGGACGUGAAGAACGCCGUAUCCAUCCAUCACUCUCUGGCCAUGCGGGCUGCCGAUUACAGCAAGAGGCCCAACGUGUUCUACCUGAGGACCGCCGACUGGAGGGUCUUCCUGUUCCAGGCCCCGAACGCCGAGCAGAUGCAGUCGUGGAUCACGCGCAUCAACGUGGUGGCGGCCAUGUUUUCGGCUCCCCCGUUCCCGGCCGCGAUUGGGUCCCAGAAGAAGUUCAGCCGUCCUCUGCUGCCGGGAUCCAACACUAAACUGUCACAGGAGGAGCAGGUCAAAUCUCACGAGAACCGUUUCAGGGCGGUGUCCUCUGAGCUGUCCGACCUCACUGCCUCCACGCCGGACCGAAAGGUGAAAGGUCGCGAGCUGGAGGAGCAGAAACUCCGACAGGAGUACCUGGAGUUUGAGAAAACCCGGUACGGUACGUACGCCAUGCUCCUUCGGGCCAAGCUGGCGAGCGGCGACGAGGACCUUUCCGCCUUCGAGGCUCGGCUGUUUGAUGACGGCGGCCUGCAGAGGGCGCACUCCAGCCCCUCGCUGCCCCAGGACACCGCCAACAAGGAAAAGACCCGCGGCUCCAAGACGUCAAAGAGCCUGAAGGUCACGUCCUCCUCGACCUCGACCUCCAAGGCCGGCGGCAGCAGCAGGGAGACGAGCAAGAAAAAGAACGGCGGCGGGAGCGGCCAGCGGGCGGAGCUGCAGAAACAGAGCAGCAAACAGGAAGAGGCGCCGUAACGGGGCGAGGACGGCGUCGUUCGCCUCCUGAUUGGCCGAGACAUUCGAGGUCCGCGGGAGAGGAGACCCCAGUCAGGACCGAGGGCAACCCGACGGGCGAGUCGUCCAGGAAACACUAACACGGUUCAUCGCUCAGCUGUCCCUUUAUUUCCCAUCAGCCUCAGCAGGAACGGACAGCUGCAGACUUUCAGAAUAAAAGCUUUACUUCCUGUUGGGGCGUGAGUAACCGCUCGGCUUCCAGCUGCAGCGGGAACUUUUUAUUUUAGUCCUCGCCGCCGCCGCUCUGCUUCUCCCAUUAACCCACGGGGGAGCAGGUUGCCAUGUCGACGGUAUGUGACGGACAGAGUGCGUGGGACUGUUGCCAUGGCAACCGAGCAAAGGGGACAAAAGAGCGAGAGAUGAACGAACGAACAAACAAACAAACAAACAAAGAGAGCGGCCACACAGGAACGCCGAACCUCCUCUUCCUCUGCACUCCACUGAGUGUGUGUGAGUGUGUGAGCGAGCUCGUGUGUGUGUGUGUGUGUGUGUGAGCGAGCUCGUGUGUGUGUGUGCACAGUAAUCACAGUAGUGCUGCGUUGAUGUGUAAACGCAGCCUGAACAUGCUGGAUGGAGACGGGUUUUUGGUUUUUCCGACUUCUGCUGGAAAAAAACAGGCUGUACGGAAGACCAUUAGUGACCAAAAUCUGCUGAGUGAACAAAAUAAAACUUCAUGAGAUCACUCUGCAGGGAGCCAGGUGUCUUAUUUAUUCAGAUUUUUGAUGUUUUGUUGUUUGUACUGCUUUAAAAUCUUUAACUUUAAAAACCACAAGUUAAAUAUCUCAGUGUGAACUUUUAAAUAAAAAUAUGAGGAUAAAUCCUGGAGCCUGUUCAAUCUUACAUGAGUUAAUUCUAAAUGUUAAGAGAGAAAUUUUGGAAAAUCGAGCAUUUUUUUGUGCGAGUAUGUUUAAGUUUUUUCUCUUGUUGGAAAAGUCAGAUUUGUUUUGCAGCUGGUUUCACUCUGUGGGUUUUGUCACUAAUGGGCUUCCAUAGUUUUCUGUGUGUGCUGGAGUCCAUCCACCUCAUCUUCAUGAGGACGAUGUUCUUCUUCAUGUAAAUCUCAUUUAACACGUUUGUAAAGUGCUGUGGACCAAACACAGGUGACAGGUGGAUCUGGUCACAUGACUGUAUGAGAGGAGGAGCUGAGAGUUAUUAUUGUGUAAACCUUUCUUGUUGUUGACGUCCAGGAAGAACCACCUGACAGUUUUCUGUUAAAGAUACGUUUGUUUCUUCAUCAAAUCCUGAGCAGCGUGCUGAUGUGUUCAGUAGCAGUUUCCUCUUUCAGCCACCAGGGGUCGCCAGAGUGCUGUUAGCGUCCACCAACAUGUUCUUCACUGGUAGAGGUCGCCGUCCCCACGUCGUCAGUCAGCGUGUUAAUGUGACAGCGUGGUCUCGUCUGAGAUCAACGCUGUGUGGAAAUGUUGUUUCAGACUUUCAGAGUUCAGAUUACAGCCCAGAGCGUCUCUGUUACCGUGACUUAAAACGAGACGUGCCAAAAACUGAACACUAGUCCUGAAUCACAGCGCUGAUGGAUGUGUUCAACCAGAGGGAUCUAAUCUGCUCUGUUUACAUCCAGGUUCUGAGAAUAUGAUAAAUAAUCUACACAAUCCUAACGUUUCCCUCUGAUCCUGUUCAGUGGGUCCUCUUUUAAUCCUGAAAUAAGUGCUGACCUUUAUUUUUUAGACAGAAAAACUGUGACUUCAGGUGGAUUUGAAUAUUGGCACUCUGUCUUCUGUACCUCAGCAGGUCUGAAGCUCAGGAACAGGAAGUUGGGUUUUUUAUGUAAAGCUGCAGUGUUUGCACGAUGCUGCUCAUCAGGCUGAGAGUGACGGGAUGGCCUCCAGGUGGCAGCAGAGGAUCAUUGUUGAACUCUAACGUCAGGGAAAGGCUCUGAGGCUCGUUUCUGCCACUGUUGGCCACGUAAUGCUGGAACCGCAGACAUCGUCUGUGGAGGAAACUCGAGGCUGUGGGGAAAAAAAGAUGAAACGGCAGCUUCCACACUGGAAUCAGACAAAACGUUCUGGAUGAUUAUCUCCAGGAAUUAGCCUCGUACAAGCUGGAAACAACGAGCAUCUCCACGCCAUGUUUCAGCUGCAGGUACAACGCCACAGAGGGAACAUUUCAAAGGUACCGAACAGAAAUCAGUCCUUUGUGAACCUUUUUACCUCAUAACGUGAAACCUGGGUCAGUGGGAGUCUUUAUGUGACUGAAAACAAACGCUUUUAAGUAUUCUGGACACAAGAAGUCCGCUCAGUUUAAGCUGGCGUGUUUGGAAAAACCUGAAUCCUGAAUUCAUUCCGAGUUUUAACCUGCAUUGUGUCUAAUGUCCAGCAGGUUUCGGCUUGUAUAGAAGUGAACUUGUGGUCUCAGUCGCAGCUUUCAGGUCUUCGUUAAUAAAACAUUCACUCAUUGUAGUCCUGUUGCAGUCAGAGAGGAGCAGGGAGGAGUCGGCGUCCAAAAACCUGCAGCGGGAGCUGCUCCUGUCGGACCUCCUGUCCGUGUUUGAGGUUUGCUCCCCUCGCCUCCUCGCAGUUCCUGACGUGAGGCUGAGGGCGUCUGUGGCAUCAGCUAAAAGAGCACUGAUGUAGAGCUGUGAUUGGUCCAUAUCAGGACCACAGCCCGUAGUUAAAAGAUGGACGGCGCUCUGGGGAACGACUCCUGUUUGGGGCACUUUAGAGGAACUGCGGCUCUGAAUUGUUCGGCUCGGUCGCGACGUUCUCUGAUUCCUGAAGAGUCAGGAUCAGUUUGAAAAUCCAUCCUUCAGCUUCUUCUCUUCAUCUCCAACAUCAACACGCUGACGGCUGCAGGAAUCAUUUUUCCAUAUUUAGAUACAGCGUGAUCUUUUGGAUUAGGAUGAAGAGCUGCAUGAGGAGGAGGUCGGGGUGGAUGGAGGGUGAACAAAGCCCUCGGGUCUUCUGAGCUCUGGUUGAGGCUCAGGAAACCAUUUUGGUUCAGUGUAAAUAAAACGUUUGUGGGUUUUUCCUGAGCCUGGACCGGGAGCCGCGUGCAGGUGACCGCCAGGCGGCAGGAUUUGGGUCGGCGAUGCCGUGGAUCUCCAGCCUUGCGGAGAAGUCGCUGCUUCGCCUCCGGCUGCUGGCUUUUCUCGUUUCUGAUCCCGCGGUGCCGACUCCUAUUUAUCUCCCACAUAUCCCGUAACACUCUGUGUAUUUCCGCACUGUGCAACGUGAAGCAGCAUAGGAUGACUUUGUGUGAGCGUCGCGGCCGCUUUCAGCUCUUUGUCUGUGUCCUGUAAAUAAAUGUACGCAUUAACCUCGAGAAGCCAUAUCGUAGUUGGGCUGGACGCCUAGCUAGCGCUCGCUGCAUUUUAGAGCACUUUGGUUUAGAUAUUUUAGAUAUUUUAGAGUGACGCAGAGGUUGAGCCUCUUUAGAGAGGCGGUGCCAACCGGUUAAUUUAUUCUGCUCGUCUCUCGAAGGACGACAAACUAGUUCCUGUGAAAACUUGCUUUGUUUUUGGGCUUUGCUGCGGCCUGAAUGUUCGUUGCCGGCUCACCGAUCGGUAUCUGUACAUACGCUGUCACUUCCUGUGAGGUUUGGUAUUAGUGAAACACAAACAACUUGUUUGUAUCAUCCUGAAAGCUUCGAGGCAAAAAAUAAAGAGAUUUUCAAAAGAA